Molecule: messenger RNA, 1293 nt
Organism: Annulohypoxylon truncatum
Lineage: Eukaryota; Fungi; Ascomycota; Sordariomycetes; Xylariales; Hypoxylaceae
Exons: 1
Source: RefSeq, a predicted model, not a curated record
GCCAGACAGCUUUCAAAGGACCCCACCUAGAUGUCGGGUUGCCAUUGGAAGCUAGAAUAUCAUGCCAAGCCACAUUCUACGUUCAGCCUCACUGCUCUUAGCCCCACUUCUCUUAAUCUUGGAAGGCAUCAGCUUAAAGAUGUGGCUAAUCUCCAACUUUUUCGUACUAUCACGUGACUAUGGCGGAACCUAUCGCCGAGACCCACUUGAAAUUUUCAUGAUAACAAUUUUUGCGCGCAACUUUUUGAAUUCUCUUUUCCUUUCUUCUUCAACGCGUCCAUUAGACAGUGCAGCUCAUUUUUCCACACAACUGGUGCCGGCAUUCUGUUGGUUUUCCUACCGUGUCGUCGUUGAUGUAGACUGCGAUUUCGAGACGCGGAGAAGGAUUCAAUCGAUAUGGUGCCAUAAGAGCUGCCCGAGUAUUAUCUGCCGUAUUGGCAACAUACUGUUGCUUGGGCAGCGUCAGAGGGACCGGACAUUUUAUUUCUAUUGUGCUUACUGUUUUAAUCAGUGUCUUUGGUGUGUUCUGGGGAGGUUGGAAAUUGUGUCAAGCCUCUCAUGGCUAUGCUGGAAUCCUAUGGUUCAACUCGCAUUCGUUUUAGGGUAUGAGUUGACAUGAAGUCUAGCGAUUAUGACAUGAGGCUCCUUUCGCACGUUUCAACUUUAUUAUGUUUAAUCACGGACGGCUCCAGACCUUUCAUCAUUUGAAGAGUCAGGUCAAUCCCCAAUUGCACGCAUGGUACCUAGGCCGUAAAUCUGUUCAGUCUUGUAACCAGGAUCCCGUCUAGACUGGUGAUUGACAGGUUUGACUAGGAAUCGUGGGUUUCCUGGAUUUUAGUAUUCCCGUGUUUGCCACGCCGGACCCUAAAUGUCACUUCGGAAUGUCGUUCCGCCUUUGAGCCGUUGGCAAUUCGGGUUGUUUCCUAUCAAACCUGCCAAGCCUAUCCACUUACCUAGUCGGCAACUAUCACCUGAAGUCCGCCAUCCGCCUCUCACUAUUUUUAAGCUGGUCCCGAGGAUAGUGCUCUGACGUUGAGAUCAGCUGUAAGUGGAACCAGAUACGUAACAGGCACAUUCCUUGCUGCAUACAUAGAACGAUUUUAGAAGGCUAGGAAUAGAAAACAUAGUUGAGAUAUGGAUAUCUCUAUUUGACGCAAACUCAUUUCGGAAAACGAGAUUUCCAAGGACAGGCGAAAGGGAUCGAGAACAUGUUAGAUUGGAAGAGUAAUUGCCCGUCGAUGCCGGUUUUCCACAUGGGCAUCGUCUCGGAUCCUAGUGAAUGAAAGAAAGGGC